Messenger RNA from Periophthalmus magnuspinnatus, 2160 nucleotides. RefSeq names its product lysophospholipase like 1 (gene lyplal1). NCBI's taxonomy places the organism in Eukaryota, Metazoa, Chordata, Actinopteri, Gobiiformes, Gobiidae. The record is from RefSeq and is a predicted model, not a curated record. Gene Ontology annotation, biological process: protein depalmitoylation. Bases 10 to 717 code for a protein of 235 amino acids. The transcript has 5 exons. Gene Ontology annotation, molecular function: carboxylic ester hydrolase activity; palmitoyl-(protein) hydrolase activity. Gene Ontology annotation, cellular component: cytoplasm.
GUAGCUGUCAUGGCGGUGGCUCGGAGGCUACAGCUGUGCGCCGUGGCUCCCACAGCGAAACACUCCGCUUCUGUGCUCUUCCUCCACGGAUCAGGUGACACUGGGCAGGGUCUGAGAGCCUGGGUCAGAGACGUGAUGACCCCAGACCUGGCCUUCCCCCACAUCAGAGUUCUCUACCCCACAGCCCCAGAGAGACCCUACACUCCGAUGCGAGGUGCUCUGUCUAACGUCUGGUUCGACCGGUUGAAGAUUUCCCAGGAUUGUCCAGAACAUCUCAACUCCAUCGACUCCAUGGCUCAGAGUUUAGGCUCUAUUAUUCAGGACGAGGUGGACGCUGGCGUUCCCAAACACCGGAUCGUCAUCGGUGGGUUCUCAAUGGGAGGAGCCAUGGCGUUGCACUUGGCCUGUCGCUUCCACCCCGACAUCGCCGGGGUCUUCGCUCUCUCCAGUUUCCUCAACAAAGAUUCUGUGGCUUUUCAGGCAGUGGAGGAGCGGCAGAGGUCCUGUCUCCCUGUCCCAGACCUCCUGCAGUGCCACGGGAGCAGUGAUGAGCUGGUCUUGUUUCAGUGGGGUGAGGAGACAUCGGCUUUGCUCCAAAACGCCGGGAUGAGGAGCACGUUCCAGUGUUUCCCAGGACUCCACCACCAGAUCUGUGGCCCAGAGAUGGAGCUGGUGCGUGGGUGGAUCCUGAGCCGACUGCCCCCCUCUGGCUCCUGAGCUCCAAACUCAAGGACCUGACACUGACUUACAGCGUGUAACUAAGUUUAUAUUUUUGUAUUUUAAUUUUUAUGCAGAAAAGAAAAACAGACAGGACUGUGUCUGCAACAUAAACUGCAAACCACAUCCAAAGUGGGAUUUCAUCUCCUCCACAAACAACAUAAUCUCCUGUUUUAUUCUGUAUAAAAACAUCAACAUUAUGCUCAUUUUCUACAGAGCUACCAUUGAGUCAGUUCUAAGAUAUGGAAUCACCAGCUGGUUUGGAAACUUGCUGGUCAAAUCAAAAACUCAAAUUUUAAAUCUGGUGAGGACAGCGGGGAAAAUUAUGGGCUGUGCUGUCCCUCUGAGCCCUCAAGAACUUUACGAACAGUCCAUGAGACAGACCAGGAGCAUUCUCUCUGACCCGACACAUGUGUUGUACCCUGAACAUGAACUAUUGAGUUCAGGGAGGAGGUACAGGGCACCACGGUGGAGAUACAACAGAUAUAAACAUUCAUUUGUACCUGUUUCAGUGAAACUGUUAAAUGAUAAAUGAUGUAAAAAUGAGUGAUGGUGUGUGGAGAGAGAUGUAUUGCACCCUGUGUAUGGUUCUGUUGUUUACUGUGGUGUGAGCAGCCCAUUGGUCUAAGAAAAAUUUCUCCUAAGGGAGACAAAUAAAAGAAAUCUUGAAUCUUGUCAAACCCUGUAGUUCAUAUCUGUACAAACCUGUUCUGAAAUGUGGUUCUUGUAUUAGUUUAUAUUUCAGUGUUUUUAUUAGUUCUUCUGGAUGGAGGCACUGCUCUGUCUGAAGCUCUGUUACUUUAAUCUGAGCUUUGUUUUAGCACAAUCUGAGCAUAAAGCACUUUAUUUCCAAUUAAAUUCACUCGUAUGUAAACACAGCUAAUGCUAAAGCGGAGGCUAAAGAAAUGUAACUAAACUAAACUAAACUACGAAUUACAUUUUUCUUUUCAUCAAACAGACCAGUUUGUUUACAGAUAGAUCGAUAUAUAUCGGGAUGAUAUUUGGGCUUUUUAGCGUAUGAAAUCUUCAGCAGAGGCUGAUGUUUUGUUUUUGUUGAUCUGCUGCCUGAAAAAUCUAGAGAAAGCUUUAUACUAACACUUAAAUAUGAAGAGAAACAUCACCACAGCGCUCUCAUAAGGCUGUGGUAAAAAAAAAAAAAAAAGGGCUUGGGGUGAGUUUGCAGUACAGUGGUCCCUCACUAUAUCGCGGUUCACCUUUCGCGGUCUCACUGUUUUGUGAAUUUGUUUAAUGCAAUUUUGCAUGCUUUUUUCUUUUUUACAGCGUCUGAUGGUGCAUUGUGUUCUGUGUCCUGAUUGGCUGUUGGACUGGUGACCAUUGUCCAUCAGUCUCCUCCGUGUCUCCUGUACAGUACAGAAUGUGUUCAAACAAAUUUACAUAAAUGUUGGAUCACAGUGUGACUCUGAAGUGCUGUAUGUUUGCAAG